GGGAGGGGUGGGACGGUGCAGGCGUAGAGAUUUGGGUUUGGCUGGCCUUGAUUUAAAGAGACAGAAGCUGUCGGGGGUCCUAGAAGACGGUCCCAAAUAACCUCCCCCCAAGUCCUUGGGACCACUUCGGUCCCCAGAGCUGGGGAGAUGGUUUGCGGCGGCUUUGCCUGCUCCAAGAAUGCGCUGUGCGCUCUCAACGUGGUCUACAUGCUGGUGGGCUUGUUGCUCAUUGGAGUGGCUGCCUGGGGUAAGGGCCUGGGUCUGGUGUCCAGCAUCCACAUCAUCGGAGGCGUCAUCGCUGUGGGAGUCUUCCUUCUCCUCAUUGCAGUAGCUGGACUGGUGGGUGCUGUCAACCACCACCAAGUCCUGUUAUUCUUUUAUAUGAUCAUCCUUGGUUUGGUCUUCAUCUUCCAGUUUGGAAUCUCUUGCUCAUGUCUGGCUAUUAACCGAAGCACACAGACAGACGUCAUCAAUGCUUCUUGGUGGGUCAUGAGCAACAAGACCCGGGAUGAACUGGAAAGAAGUUUUGAUUGUUGUGGCUUGUUCAACUUCACAACCUUGUAUCAACAAGAUUACGCUUUCUGCACUGCAAUCUGCAAGAGCCGGAGCCCCACAUGUCAGAUGUGUGGAGAGAAGUUUCUUAAGCAUUCAGAUGAAGCCCUGAAAAUCCUGGGGGGUGUUGGACUCUUCUUUAGCUUUACAGAGAUCCUUGGUGUUUGGCUAGCAAUGAGAUUUAGAAAUCAGAAAGAUCCUCGAGCCAACCCCAGUGCCUUUCUAUGAGACUUUGGAUCCUUCUGACUUCUGUCCUGCUCUCUGCUCCAAGCCUUUUCUUCCUCUCUUAGGGAAAACCUAGGGUCUAUAGCCCUUUUUUGUUUGAAAAAAAGGAGAGGCCCUUUGCCACAUCUCCUAAAACAUUGAAUAGCUAGGAUUUAUGCCUCGACGUAUUUUGGUGGGAGCAAGACUAUAGGGAAUAGAAAGAAAAACUUCUUUCCUCUCCCAAGUGGAUAUGAGAAGCCCCUGGGAGUACAAGGGAUAGGAGUUGGAGUCAUUCCUUGCUGAUUCCCCUCUUCCCCCUUCUACAUGCUGGACCACCUCAACAUACCCUGGCUUGGCUCCAAGGGUAAAUCAGGAACAGAGCCAAGGAGAAAACCACCAAGAACUCUUUCUUGGACCCCACUUGAAAAAAUUAAGUGAAUAUAAAAAUAAAAGCCAUUUUAACUCCA
Cynocephalus volans (Philippine flying lemur) is the source of this 1223-nucleotide messenger RNA. RefSeq names its product tetraspanin 31 (gene TSPAN31). Lineage: Eukaryota; Metazoa; Chordata; Mammalia; Dermoptera; Cynocephalidae. The transcript is spliced from 6 exons. The record is from RefSeq and is a predicted model, not a curated record. Bases 148 to 780 code for a protein of 210 amino acids. Gene Ontology annotation, cellular component: plasma membrane.